AUGUCUUCACCGCGAGAACAGUUACUAAUUAUACUUGCUCAAGCCGUUUCACAGCAACAGCCAGAGUUGUUGAAAAAUGCUGAGGCAACCUUAAAAGAAUGGGAAACGGCUCCCGAGUUUCAUUAUACCUUGUUGGACAUAGUUUAUGAUAAAACCAUUGAACAAAGUAUUCGCUUCCUAGCUGCCAUUUAUCUCAAAAAUGGAAUUGAUAAGUACUGGCGAAAAACUGCCAAAAACGCUAUAAGACCAGAGGAGAAAGCACAAAUUAAAAGUCGGUUACUCUCAUUUAUGGACGAGGAAAUCAAUCAGUUAGCAAUGCAAAAUGCAAUAUUGGUUUCUAAAAUUGCUCGGUUAGACUAUCCAAAAGAAUGGUGCGAUUACCAAUCGAGACUAAUUCAGAAACGAUUAUUAUUAACCCUACAUCUCACUGUAAAGGCACUAUGCUCUAAAACUUUUGCUCCUGAUCGAAAAAUGCUCGAACAGAUCGCUCCAGAUUUACUUCGAGAUGUUGGCAGCGUAUUUAUUGAACAUAUAAAUCGAUUUUACGCGUUAUUCUCUUCUAGUAAUGAUGUUUCUCAAAUAACUAUGGAGCUGGAGACUUCUAUUUUGGCAUUGAAAUGUAUCAGACGAUUGAUUACUCACGGAUUUCAAGAUAUUACUGAAGUAGAUCAAGCAAAGAGGUUUCCAGGACUCCUCUUUGAUUACUUGCAGAAAUUCUUCAAUUUGAGAAUUUCAAUGCAAGAUGCUGAAUCUCCGAUUUUCGCUUUUAUCGAAUCUCACAUUACUCUUAUUGGCAAGCUAUAUAUUGAUUUACAAAAGACGCAUCCGGUCCCAUUUGCACUUGCACCGCAGGCUAUGGAAAUUGUAAAAUAUUAUUGGAACGUUCUUGUUGUGCAUGGACCAUCUUAUGAUCAAGGAUUGUCAACAAAUUCAUCACCGAUGCAAUUCGAAAAGUUCUUCGUGCAAGCUUUAUUGCUUAUUAAAGGAGUAAUUAAGAAGUCUGCUUACAAUCAAAAUCCGCGGGGGAUUGAUAAGUCAAAAAUAGCAGCAGCCAUUAAAACAGUAGAUAAUGAAUUUCUCACGCCAGAGUUUAUUACUUCUUGUGCUGAAAUCUUGAUAUCAAGAUUUCUGAUUCUAACGAAGGAAGAUUUGAACAUGUGGGAGGAAGAUCCAGAAGGUUGGGUGAAUUCUUCAGAGGCUGAUCACUGGGAAUAUCAAUUAAGACCAUGUGCCGAAAAAGUUUUUAUGGAAUUAUUAGUACAAAAUCGAGAACUUUUGUCACCUCUUAUAAUCAAAUUACUAGAAAAUGUUGCAUCAUUCUCUGAUGAAAAUAAUUUAUUGCUGAAAGAUACUGUGUAUUCAGCUGUUGGACUUGGUUCUCAUGAAUUAUAUGAUGUAUUGGAUUUUGAUAGUUUCCUAGUCAAUCAUUUAGUCAACGAAGUUAGAAAUCGUAACCCAAGCUUCAAAAUAAUCCGUCGUCGCAUUGGUUGGUUGAUUGACGAAUGGGAUUUUGACGCGAACGUUUUCUCUGAGUAUCUUGAUCAUUCGGUCACAUCAUUGAUUCAAAUCAUUAUGGUGGUAGAACAAUUUGAUACUCGGAUGAAGAUUUUAAAUUGUUUAUCUGUUAUAAUAGAACGAAUGGAAGAAAAGAUUGCUCCGUUUACUCAACACAUAACAUCGUUACUACCACCUCUCUGGGAAGCUUCACGGCAAGAACCUUGGUUUAAACCGUCUAUUUUGACCAUUCUAACUAGAUUAGUAGGGGCUUUAAAAGAAAAUUCUAGUAAUCUCCAAGAGUUUAUAAAACCUCUAUUACAGUAUAGUAUUAAUCCUAACAUAGAAGAAAGUGUCUAUUUAUUAGAAGACGCAUUGGACUUAUGGCUUGCUAUCCUUCAAAAUACCGAGCAAUGCACACCCCUUUUAUUUGAACUAGUGCCUUCUGCCAUUGCAUUGUUAGAAUUCGGAUCAGAAACAUUAAAGAGAGUUUUAAAAAUUUUAGAAAGUUAUAUUAUCCUCGUGCCUCAGAUGGUGAUCCAGACAUUUGGACAUUCUAUUUUGGAUGCAUUUACGCGUCUCCUAGGUGACCUUAAAACAGAAGCAAGCAAUUUUGUUAUUCAUGUGAUUGACACAAUAUUGCAGACUUGUCCAAUUCGGUUAACGGGCGAAACUCUAAUUGGUACUGGUCUUCUAUGGAAGCUUAUGAAUAUUAAGCAACCUUAUAAUGUUGUCGGCUAUAUAUCAAUAUUCGCUCGAGUUGUCAUAAGCGAGCCAAAUUACUUUUUACAAUUCAUUGCAAUUGCUGGCCAACAAUCAAAUACACAGGAGCACGCAUUGCUCGAAAAAGUGUUGGAUGUAUGGAUUGAAAGGUUUGACAAUAUUGCGCAUCCAAAGCAAAGGAAACUGAAUGCUAUGGCAUUCACCGCUUUAAUUGCCAUCACAAAUACCAUCAUCCUGGCGCGUCUACCGCAGUUUAUUAGUAUCUGGUGCGAUGUCCUAAGCGAAGUUCGAGAAAAUGGCGGAGGAGACGCUCUAGUUUACUGGGAACAUGAACCAAACGAAAAUAAGGAAUUUGUCAAUGAAGAAGAAACUGCCGAAACUAAGAGACGCAGAGCGUUGCUACAACAGGACCCAGUUCAUAGUACCAAUUUGAUCCAAUAUAUUCAGGCAAAACUAACCGAAUGCGAGACUUUAAAUGGCGGACCGGACUUAUUCCGACGACAAUAUUUAGCUUCUAUCGAUAAUGAUUUGCUAGAUCAGUUUUAUAGUCUAAUGUCUUGA
Molecule: messenger RNA, 2778 nt
Organism: Ambispora leptoticha
Lineage: Eukaryota; Fungi; Glomeromycota; Glomeromycetes; Archaeosporales; Ambisporaceae
Source: the annotation of a GenBank genome assembly